Pelodiscus sinensis (Chinese soft-shelled turtle) is the source of this 3700-nucleotide messenger RNA. It is a transcript of the gene VPS18, whose product is annotated as VPS18 core subunit of CORVET and HOPS complexes. Gene Ontology annotation, biological process: lysosome organization; endosome to lysosome transport; organelle fusion. The record is from RefSeq and is a predicted model, not a curated record. Gene Ontology annotation, molecular function: protein-macromolecule adaptor activity. Gene Ontology annotation, cellular component: HOPS complex; endosome. Lineage: Eukaryota; Metazoa; Chordata; Testudines; Trionychidae.
GUUUAACCUGCCCUGCCACAGUCAGGGGCUGCUCCAGCCCAUCAGAAGAAGCCCCUGCUUGUGGGGCUGCUCUGGAUGAAUAGAGCAGCUCCUGUUCAUGGUGGGCUCCUCAUGGGGCUGGAGCAAUGCAGGGGAGAGCUGCUCCAGCCCCCAUCUGUUAACUGCAACCUUUCACGUCCCUAGUUUCUGCCAAAUUGUCUGUAAAAUUGGAGGAUUUGUGAAUGCUCGGCUGGAGAAGGAGACACCAAUAUUUAACAAGCAAAGGAUUGAUUUCACUCCUCCAGAGAAAAUUAACAGUCUAGUGGUCUCCUCUAAUCAGCUUUGUAUGAGCCUUGGCAGAGACACCCUUUUCAGGAUUGAUCUUGGCAAGGCAGAUGAACCUAAUCAGGUGGAGUUGGGACGCAAGGAUGAAGCCAGAGUCUACAAGAUGUUUUUAGAUCACACAGGAUCUCACCUUGUGAUUGCACUGAACACUAGUGAAUGCCUGUAUUUGAACAGAAGCGCUCAGAAGGUGCGGGCGCUCUCCCGCUGGAAAGGUCACUUGGUUGAAUGUGUGGGCUGGAAUAAGUUCCUGGGUUCAGAGACGAACACUGGUCCUAUCCUGGUGGGAACAGCCCAGGGCCAAAUAUACGAGGCUGAGAUCUCUGUCAGCGAGGGAAGCUUCUUCAGCACUAAUCCAGACCAGUAUUUCCGUCUGGUCUAUACCUUGGAGGAGGAGGCAGGGCCCACCCCAGUCUGCUGUCUGGAAAUAGAGAGAGUGCUCGAUGGGAAAUGUUUCAUCAUUGCCACUACUUGUAAAAGACUCUUCCAGUUUGCGGGCAAAGCGCUUGAGGGGACAGAGCAGCAGGGCUUUGGCUUUGUGUUUGGCAUGCAUGUAGACCACUUGCCCAGCUUUCGAGAGUUCCCAGCCAGCUUUGGCUACAGCGAAAUAGCAUUUUAUACCCCAAAGUUGCGCUCCUCCCCACGGUCCUUUGCCUGGAUGAUGGGAAAUGGUGUCUUGUAUGGUACGUUGGACUAUGGACGGCCUGACUCUAUUCUGAGUGAUGAACGGGUUUGGGAGUAUCCUUCUGACGUGGAUGUGUCAGCUAACAAGCCGAUUUCCAUAGUUCUCACCCAAUUCCACUUCCUGCUGUUACUGCCUGACAAAGUGAUAGCUGUGUGCACUCUGAAUGGGCAGGUUGUCUUCCAAGAUGUGUUCUUGGAGAAAUUUGGCUCUUUGAAGCGCAUGAUCAAAGAUCCCACAGUCGGGCAGGUCUGGAUCCACACAGAGAAAGUUGUAUUCCGCUACCACGUACAACGGGAAUCGAGAGAUGUAUGGAAGAUGUAUAUGAACAUUAACAAGUUUGAUCUGGCCAAAGAGUACUGCAAAGACCGUCCUGAGUGCCUAGAUAUUGUGUUGGCAAGAGAGGCAGAACACUCCUUUCAAAACAAGAGGUACUUGGAUAGUGCCAAGUGUUAUGCACUGACCCAGAAUUACUUUGAGGAGAUUGCCCUUAAGUUCAUUGAAGCCAAACAAGAGGAGGCAUUGAUGGAGUUUCUGAUUAAGAAACUGGCCAACUUAAAGUCUUCUGAAAAGACCCAGACAACCUUGUUGACCACCUGGUUAACAGAGCUCUACUUGAAUCGGCUAGGUGCUUUGGAGGGUGACGCCUCCAAAAGGAAUCUCUAUGAGGAGACUCGGGAGAAGUUCUGCAGCUUCCUGAGCAGCCCCAAAAACAAAGAGUGUCUGUUCAAUAACCGAGUGUCCAUCUAUGAGCUGCUAGCAAGCCACGGGGACACAGAACACAUGGUCUAUUUUUCAGUUAUUAUGCAAGACUACGAGAGAGUGGUAGCCCAUCACUGCCAACAUGAUGACUAUGAUGAAGCCUUAAAUGUUCUGUCCAGACACAGGGAUGAAAAGCUCUUUUACAAGUUCUCUCCGGUCCUGAUCCAGCACAUCCCCAAGAAGGUGGUUGAUGCUUGGAUCUCCAUGGGCACAAAACUGGAUGCCAGGAAGCUCAUACCUGCCCUCGUCAACUACAGUCAAAGUGAAAGCACCCAACAGAUCAGUGAAGCUAUUCGAUACAUGGAGUUCUGUGUGUGUGAGCUGGAAGAAACGGAGCAAGCCAUUCACAACUAUCUGUUGUCUCUCUAUGCUUUGUGUCGGCCAGUCUCGCUGCUGUCGUACCUAGAACAAGCAGGAACCAACCCUAACAGGAUCCACUAUGACCUGAAGUAUGCGCUUCGGCUGUGUGCAGAGCACGGACACCACCGAGCCUGUGUCCAUGUUUACAAAGUGAUGGAGUUAUAUGAGGAAGCAGUGGAUCUAGCUUUGCAGGUGGAUGUGGAUUUGGCUAAGUCCUGUGCCGACCUCCCUGAAGAGGAUGAGGAACUCCGGAAGAAGCUCUGGUUGAAAAUUGCUCGUCAUGUAGUCCAGGAAGAGAAGGAUGUAAAGAAAGCCAUGGCCUGCCUUUCUAGCUGCAACCUGCUGAAGAUUGAAGAUGUCUUGCCCUUUUUCCCUGACUUUGUCACCAUUGACCACUUUAAAGAGGCUAUCUGCAACUCUCUGGAGGACUACAACAAGCACAUUGAGGAGCUGAAAAGAGAGAUGGAGGAAGCCACGCAGAGUGCCAAGAGAAUUCGGGAGGACAUCCAGGAGAUGAGAAACAAAUACGGAUCUGUGGAGCCUCAGGAAAAGUGUGCAGCCUGUGACUUUCCGCUCCUAAAUCGCCCUUUCUACCUUUUUCUUUGUGGUCACAUGUUCCAUUAUGACUGCCUGUUCCAGGCAGUUUUUCCAAACCUGCCUGCCUGGAAGCAGGCUAAGCUAGAAGACCUUCAGAAGAAGCUGGGAGCCACAAGCCAGCCCUCCAAAGCCCAUCAUCGUCCCAAGGACAUAGAUGCUGCUAGCUUGGGAAAAGGGCAGCAGAGUAGGGAACAGAUCAAGGCAGACAUUGAUGAUAUUGUGGCGGCUGAAUGUGUGUAUUGUGGGGAGUUGAUGAUCCGGUCAAUUGACAAGCCUUUCAUUGACCCACAAAAGUAUGAAGAGGAGAGACAAAGUUGGCUGUAGGGUCACACAGUUAUUGCUUGAAGCUGCACAUGAAUGCAAAACUUUGAGCUAUAGGUCAUGUACACUGCCUGUGAAGCAUGUAUAUUAGGAAUGAGCCUCCAGCAAUCUGAAAACAAAGGGAUCCCAUAUAGCUCUAAAGAGAGACCAACUGGAUACUGUUAUCUGGAGAGCAAUGAGUUAGUCCUGGAGGACUAUGAGAGAAAUGGUCACAGUUGCUAAGAAUUGAAAGAUUAAUUUCAGCUAAUGUAUCAGACCUUCUGCUGGCUCCUGUCUGAAGGUGAGCUUGAGUUGGCCUUUCGAAGCUCUUCUCAUGAGACCCUUUGGCAUGAAGAUAAGCGUGCAUCAUUGCCCAGAAAGAACUGGGAACAUAAAAAUGAUUUCAUUUACUUGUACUGCUUCCCCAUUUUAUAGUAUUAAGUCUGGGGAAAUGGGAAGAAGCAGUGGGGAUUGCUUGGUGGUACAGGCUUCUAUUAAUCACUUUCAGAUUAUGAGUUGUUUGUGUUUUGCUUCCUAAUGAGAUUGUUUAGCCAGCCUUCCUGACGGAAAUGUAAAAGGGAGACAAUAGAUUUGUAUUUACAUGUAUGUCAGCAAACAUUUGUCAUGUUACACAAAUGCACAGGUCUGUACAAUAACAUAAAAUAUGAUUCCUAAGCA